Molecule: messenger RNA, 1071 nt
Organism: Orbilia oligospora ATCC 24927
Lineage: Eukaryota; Fungi; Ascomycota; Orbiliomycetes; Orbiliales; Orbiliaceae
Exons: 4
Coding region: 1-1071 (356 amino acids)
Source: RefSeq, a predicted model, not a curated record
AUGGCUUCCGUAUCCAGCAACGUCCUCACAGUCCCAGACUUCCAUAGACCCAUCGUCUACCUAACUCACGAUCCUUCCCGACCGCCAUCUUCACAGUCCCUCCGUAGGUCUAUGUCCGAAGAAAGUCUCAAUAAGGUCACUAUUCCCAUCUCAAGAGAGGUUCCAUACUUCGUCAGCCACAUGCCACCAUCGCCAGCAAAGACCCCAACCAACAGGUCCUCUGAGAACCUUCAGUUGGAUACAACUGCCAUGGCGCCUCCAGCAGACCGCAUCGUGCCCUUGCAUGAUGUCAAUGUUUCUAUCACCAACCUCCAUCAGACUGUUGUCUCCAACAGGGAGGAUGACUCGCCAACUGCUAGCAAGAAUGAAGUUAACGACUACAUUCAGCAAACAGCCGAUAUCCUCUCUGAGACCGUCAAGGAUUUCCAAGAACUUUCGAGGCUCGACAUCUCUGAGAAGAGCACUGUCGAACAGCUGGUUGCAGCUAACCUUCGUCUUCUUCGAACCUUGAAGGACAGACAUGCUGCCUUGGACAAGGUCGAACACGAGGUUCGGACCGAGCGAAACCGCUCCGGUCCGUACACUAGCAUCAAUCGCUCGAUUUACUUUGACACACCUGGUGAAACUCCUCCCCAAGCCUCUCGUAUCACUUUCAAGGAAUCCGUUCGUCGCAAUAGUGAUGAUAUGGACGGAAUGAGUACUAUUUCGGUCGAGUGGACCGAUAGGAAGGAAGAGAGGUUGAAGGAGUUGCAAAGGCUUCUUAAAUCCGCCAAUCGUGCUUGGAGUGCUGAACAAAACAAUUAUCUUGAAGAGCUCGAACAACUCCAAGAAGAAAGGAGAAAGCACAAAAAGAAGGUUAAGACUGAGCAGCGUCAGACUGACAAGAUGGUCAAGAUGGAGCGAUCUUUGUCGAUGUCUAAUGAGAGGGAGAGAAGGGUUUCGACCAGUCGAGAGAGAGCCUCGUCUGCAGACACCAAACGCCGUCUCUCGCUCGGAUUUAGUCCAAAGCCAAUGACUCGCACCGGCUCUUCCAGUGGCUUCCUUGACCGCAUCUUCCGUUCCGGUAAAUAG